Solea senegalensis (Senegalese sole) is the source of this 2240-nucleotide messenger RNA. Its product is annotated as protein Wnt-5a-like. Gene Ontology annotation, biological process: canonical Wnt signaling pathway; neuron differentiation; multicellular organism development. Lineage: Eukaryota; Metazoa; Chordata; Actinopteri; Pleuronectiformes; Soleidae. The record is from RefSeq and is a predicted model, not a curated record. Gene Ontology annotation, molecular function: frizzled binding; cytokine activity. Bases 998 to 2137 code for a protein of 379 amino acids. The transcript has 5 exons. Gene Ontology annotation, cellular component: extracellular region.
UCUUCACAGUUGUGGUGACUGGAGCAGCAGAAGAAGAAGAAGAAAGAAGGGGAUUGGAUGAGAACCGUGAAGCGCAUGCGCCAUGUGAAGGGGUUUUGCGCUGCGCAUCCACGCUGCAGCGGCAGUUUGAGAGGAGGCGGCGACAGAAGCAGGUGAGAGAGAGAAGGAAGGAGAGAGAGAGGGAGAGAGAGAGAGAGAGAGAGGGAGAGAGAAGCAGAGUUUUCUUCUUCACACAGACGCGGAGCUGCUCCGGUUUUUCCUCCGGUUCCUCCUCCUGUUCUUCUCGCCGCCGCGUGCGCGCUCUCUAAAAACAACAAAAAGUCGCAGAUUUUGGAGAAAAGUGCACUUUGCGUAUUUGUGGAGGAAACUUUCCUGGAGCUCGUUCUUUCUUUUAUUUUCAUUUUUUGUCUUUUUUUUUUGAAACGGAGCGAGUGAUUGUGAGUUUGUGCACGUGCACACUCGAGAGUUGUUGGAGUUUUUGCGCAGAAUGGGAGGUAAACUGACGAGUCGUUUGUGGCGAGGAUCUUCAUCAUCAUCUUCAUCAGCAGCAGCGCGUGGAUGUUUGCGCAGGUAAAGAGGAAAAUCCCACGCGCUAUGAGCUGAGUCUGGAUUUAAAAGUUGAUGAUUUUCUUUGUUUUUUUCUUGUUUUUUUUUUAAAUGCACCUCAGCUGUGAAGUUCCGGAGCGGACUCUGGUACCUGGACUCUAAUCCGGAAAUUAAUCCGCUUCCAAUUAGACGUUAAUCCAUUACCUGGUUACAUUUUUGGAAAUCACUUCCACACACACUCACGCUGUCAGUGGACAUUUGUGUGGCUCGUGGACGCAGACGGACUGGGAGCUCGUGCAGCACUUCCACAAACUCCAGGAUAAAAAACAAACAAGAAAAGAGAGAAAAAGGGAAAAGGACUCGCUCGAAUCCUUAAUCCACUUGAUCCGCUGCUGGACUGGGAUUAUUCUCGUCUGUGGAUUACAGCGCGUGAUUCCUGCUCGUCGUCAGUAUGAACCUGGGUCUCUGGUCCUGUGUGCGCCGGCCGCUCUCUUGGCCUCACGGCAGCAUCCUGGAUUCCAGACACUGUGUCUUCGCCCUAACGCUCCUCACACUCCUCAUGCAGGUGGUGGUGGAGGCCAACUCCUGGUGGUCUUUGGCCAUGAACCCUUUACUGAUCCCCGAGGCGUACAUCAUCGGCGCUCAGCCUUUGUGCAGCCAGCUGGUGGGUCUGUCGCAGGGCCAGAAGAAGCUGUGCCAGCUCUACCAGGACCACAUGCAGUACAUCGGUGAAGGCGCCAAGACGGGCAUCCGAGAGUGCCAGUACCAGUUCAGACACCGGCGCUGGAACUGCAGCACGGUCGACAACUCCUCUGUGUUUGGACGCGUCAUGCAGAUAGGAAGUCGGGAAACGGCGUUCACGUACGCCAUCAGCGCCGCGGGGGUGGUGAACGCAGUGAGCCGCGCCUGCAGAGAGGGGGAGCUCUCCAGCUGCGGGUGCAGCCGGGCGGCUCGCCCCAAAGAUCUGCCCCGGGACUGGCUGUGGGGCGGCUGCGGGGACAACCUCAACUACGGAUACAGGUUCUCCAAAGAGUUCGUGGACGCGCGCGAGAGGGAGAAGAGCUACCCGAAGGGCACGUACGAGAGCGCGCGGCAGCAGAUGAAUCUCCACAACAACGAGGCCGGCAGGAGGACGGUGUCAGAUCUCGCCCACGUGUCGUGCAAGUGCCACGGCGUCUCCGGCUCCUGCAGCCUGAAGACCUGCUGGCUGCAGCUGGCCGACUUCCGUAAGGUGGGCGACGCGCUCAAGGAGAAGUACGACAGCGCCGCGUCCAUGAAGCUCAACUCGCGCGGCAAGAUGGUGCAGAUGCACAACAAGUUCAACGCUCCCACGAGCCACGACCUGGUCUACACUGAGUCCAGUCCGGACUACUGCCUGCAGAACCAGAGCACGGGCUCGCUGGGCACGGUGGGCCGCCUCUGCAACAAGACGUCAGAAGGCAUGGAUGGGUGCGAGCUGAUGUGCUGCGGCCGCGGCUACGACCAGUACAAGGCGCAGAUAGUCGAGCGCUGCCACUGCAAGUUCCACUGGUGCUGCUACGUCAAGUGCAAGCGCUGCACCAAAAUCGUGGACCAGUUUGUCUGCAAGUGAGGAGCCGGCGUGUGCCCGUGUGUGUGCUCGCAGACGUGUGUGUGCUCGCAGACGUGUGUGCUCGCAGACGCGUGUGCCCGCGCGUGUGCUCGCAGACGCGUGU